Paramecium tetraurelia is the source of this 234-nucleotide messenger RNA. RefSeq lists its product as uncharacterized. The transcript has a single exon. The record is from RefSeq and is a predicted model, not a curated record. NCBI's taxonomy places the organism in Eukaryota, Ciliophora, Oligohymenophorea, Peniculida, Parameciidae.
AUGAAUAAAUGUUAUUUACCAGGAGUUAUAAUAAAAGCAAGAAUGAUCUUAUAUGAUGGGGAUUUGUUAAAACUGUAUUUGAGCUCAGCAGAAGACAAAUUAGUCCUAUUAUUUGCUAAACACAAAGAAACAUUGAAAUCGAUGGUUACUUUACCUUGUGAUGAAAUGCUUUGUGUAGAGAGUGGUUUAAAAGAAAAAGAAAGUAGCUUAACUAAUUUCAAUUAAUUGGUCUGA